Molecule: messenger RNA, 3333 nt
Organism: Chrysochloris asiatica (Cape golden mole)
Lineage: Eukaryota; Metazoa; Chordata; Mammalia; Afrosoricida; Chrysochloridae
Gene: KDM4B
Product: lysine (K)-specific demethylase 4B
Exons: 22
Coding region: 4-3333 (1109 amino acids)
Biological process (GO): chromatin remodeling
Cellular component (GO): nucleus
Molecular function (GO): histone H3K9 demethylase activity
Source: RefSeq, a predicted model, not a curated record
GCCAUGGGGUCCGAGGACCAUGGGGCCCAGAACCCGAGCUGCAAGAUCAUGACGUUCCGCCCGACCAUGGAGGAGUUCAAAGACUUCAACAAAUACGUGGCCUACAUUGAGUCCCAGGGCGCCCACCGCGCGGGCCUGGCCAAGAUCAUCCCCCCAAAGGAGUGGAAGCCACGGCAGACGUACGAUGACAUUGAUGACGUGGUCAUCCCGGCGCCCAUCCAGCAGGUGGUGACGGGCCAGUCGGGCCUCUUUACGCAGUACAACAUCCAGAAGAAGGCCAUGACUGUCGGCGAGUACCGCCGCCUGGCCAACAGUGAGAAGUACUGCACUCCGCGGCACCAGGACUUUGACGAUCUGGAACGCAAGUACUGGAAGAACCUCACCUUUAUGUCACCCAUCUACGGGGCAGACAUCAGCGGCUCUCUAUAUGAUGACGACGUGGCUCAGUGGAACAUCGGGAGCCUGCGGACCAUCCUGGACAUGGUGGAGCGUGAGUGUGGCACGGUCAUUGAGGGUGUCAACACGCCUUACCUGUACUUCGGCAUGUGGAAGACUACCUUCGCCUGGCACACGGAGGACAUGGAUCUGUACAGCAUUAACUACCUGCACUUCGGGGAGCCCAAGUCCUGGUACGCCAUCCCGCCAGAACACGGCAAGCGCCUGGAGCGACUGGCCAUAGGCUUCUUCCCUGGGAGCUCCCAGGGCUGUGAUGCCUUCCUGCGCCACAAAAUGACCCUCAUCUCUCCCAUCAUCCUCAAAAAGUACGGCAUCCCCUUCAGCCGGAUCACACAGGAAGCUGGGGAAUUCAUGAUCACUUUUCCCUACGGCUACCACGCGGGAUUCAACCAUGGAUUCAACUGUGCCGAGUCCACCAAUUUCGCCACCUUGCGGUGGAUUGACUAUGGCAAAGUAGCCACCCAGUGCACGUGCCGGAAGGACAUGGUGAAGAUCUCGAUGGACGUCUUCGUGCGCAUCCUGCAGCCGGAACGCUAUGAGCAGUGGAAGCAGGGCAAGGACCUAACGGUGCUUGACCACACGCGGCCCACCGCGCUCAGUAGCCCGGCGCUCAGCUCCUGGAGCGCGUCCUGCGCCUCCCUUAAGGCCAAGCUCUUGCGCAGGUCCCACCGGAAGCGGAGUCAGCCCAAGAAGCCCAAGUCAGAAGACCCUAAGGCCCUCGGAGAGGGCGUUGCAGCUGGGGCGACCCUCCUAGAGGACACCGGUCGGGGAGCUAAGGAGGAGGCCACGCAGGAGGUGGACCCUGAGGAGGAAGAGGGUGCGGAAGGUCAGUGUCAGCCACGUGGUAGGGUCCAAGCAGAAGGUGAAGAAGAGGACGGGAGGGGCAAGCUGCGGCCAGCCAAGACCAAGUGUGACCGGAAGAAGAAGACCUAUGGGCCCCUGCACUCCCACCUCCCCCUCUUGCCACCCCAACUGCCCCUGCCCCCAGUGCCCCCAAUCCCUUUCGCCCCCGAGGAGAUCCCCCUGCCACCGCCCCUGCUAGAGCCGCCCAUGCUGGCACCAGCUUCCACUGCUGUGUCUGAGGAGAACCUGCCGCCCACAGCCCUCAAUGUGGUGCCCCCCGAGGUCCCCGGAGGCCUGGAAGAUGAAGCUAAGCCGAGACCCAUCAUCCCCAUGUUGUAUGUGGUGCCCCGUGGUGAGCGGGCGGCUGGUGACCGGGAGCAGCGCACCCCCCAGCAGGCCUUCGAGCACUUCGUCCAGAAGGAGCCGGCUGCCCCCAUGGAGCUGACCCUGCAGGAGGGCCAAGGUGGGCCUGGGCGCCCCGAGACCUCUGCCCGGGCCAGCGAUGUGCAGGCACCGUCUACAUUCUCGAAGUUAAAGAUGGAGAUCAAGAAGAGCCGACGCCACCCACUGGGCAAGCCGCCCACCCGUUCCCCCUUGUCGGUGGUCAAGCAGGAGGCCUCCAGUGACGAGGAGGUGCUGCCUUUCUCGGGGGAGGAAGACAUGAGCGACCCCGAGGCCUUGAAGUCGCUGCUCUCGCUGCAGUGGAGGAACAGGGCGGCCAGCUUCCAGGUGGAGAGGAAGUUCAACGCUGUCGCCGCGCUGACCAAGCCCUACUGCGCUGUCUGCGCUCUUUUCUACCCCUACAGCCAGUCCCUGCAGCCUGAGAAGGAGGCAGCCCAGGCCUCACUCGGGGAAGGGCCCUCGGCCGCUGCGCCACUCUCCAGAAGUGGCCAGAAGACGCGGCCACUGGUGCCCGAGAUGUGCUUCACGUCGAGUGGCGAGAACACUGAGCCGCUGCCCGCCAACUCCUACAUCGGGGAGGAUGGCACCAGCCUGCUCAUCGCCUGCGCCAAGUGCUGCCUGCAGGUCCACGCCAGUUGCUAUGGCAUCCGCCCCGAACUGGUCAACGAAGGCUGGACGUGCUCCCGGUGCACGGCCCACGCCUGGACUGCGGAGUGCUGCCUCUGCAAUCUCCGGGGCGGAGCGCUGCAGAUGACCACUGACAGGAGGUGGAUCCAUGUGAUCUGCGCCAUUGCCGUCCCUGAGGCCCGGUUCCUGAACGUGAUGGAGCGCCAUCCUGUGGACAUCAGCGCCAUCCCAGAGCAGCGGUGGAAGCUGAAGUGUGUGUACUGCCGGAAGCGUAUGAAGCGGGUGUCAGGCGCCUGCAUCCAGUGUUCCUACGAGCACUGCUCCACAUCCUUCCACGUGACGUGUGCACACGCGGCGGGGGUCCUCAUGGAGCCCGAUGACUGGCCCUACGUUGUGUCCAUCACCUGCUUCAAGCACAAGGCGGGCGCCCACACGGGGCACUUCCUGCGGGCCGUGAACUUGGGUCAGAUGGUCAUCACCAAGAACCGGAACGGGCUUUACUACCGCUGCCGUGUCAUUGGUGCUGCCACACAGACCUGCUACGAAGUAAACUUCGACGAUGGAUCCUACAGCGACAACCUAUACCCAGAGAGCAUCACCAGUAGAGACUGCAUCCGCCUGGGACCCCCGCCCGAGGGCAGCUUUGUGGAGCUCCGGUGGGCAGACGGCAACAUCUACAAGGCCAAGUUCAUCUCCUCAGUGACCAGUCAUGUCUGUCAGGUGGAGUUUGAGGAUGGGUCCCAGUUGACUGUGAAGCGCGGUGACAUCUACACUCUGGAGGAGGAGCUGCCCAAGAGGGUCCGGUCGAGGCUGUCGGUCAGCACAGGGGCACCCCAGGACAACGCCUUCUCAGGGGAGGAGGUGAAGGCUGCUAAGCGCCCGCGAGUUGGGGCCCCACGCGCCACCGCCACCACCACCACGGAGGACGCGGCUCAGAGCCCGGACUACCUGGCCUUCAUGGAGAGCCUGCUGCAGGCCCAGGGUGGGCCCGGAACCCCAUUCUAG